Molecule: messenger RNA, 1371 nt
Organism: Sporothrix brasiliensis 5110
Lineage: Eukaryota; Fungi; Ascomycota; Sordariomycetes; Ophiostomatales; Ophiostomataceae
Exons: 1
Coding region: 1-1371 (456 amino acids)
Biological process (GO): proteolysis
Molecular function (GO): zinc ion binding; metallocarboxypeptidase activity
Source: RefSeq, a predicted model, not a curated record
AUGAAACCCUCCGUCGUGAAAGCGUUCUUGGUGGCCACCGUCCACGCGGCAUCCGCAACAGCCCGGGUCUCCUACCGAGGAACACAGGUCCUCCGCGUGCCGGUGCGCCCCGACAACGUCGACACACUGAGCCGCGCCAUUGCCGACCUUGGCCUGGGCACAUGGCAAGAUGCGCGCACUGUGGGCCGGUUUGCCGACCUUGUCGUGCCGCCCGAAGCGCAGCAGGAGUUGGUCGCGCGGCUGGGGCCCGACGCGGCAGACAAUGCGGUUGUGAUGCACGCCGACCUCGAAGCGGCCAUCGCCCAAGAGACGCGCUAUGACGCCUACGCGGCCGGCGCGCCCAAUGCGACGUGGUUCCAGUCGUUCCAUCCGUACGCGGACCACAUGCAAUUUCUGGAAGACGUGCAGGCGCGGCACCCGGACCACACCCAGCUGGUGUCGUCGGGACGGUCGCUCGACGGACGCAACCUGACCGGUCUGCGCGUCUUUGGCAGCGGCGACGGCCGGGCCCAACGGCCGGCGGUCGUCUUCCACGGCACGGUGCACGCGCGCGAGUGGAUCGCGACCAUGGUGGUGGAGUACAUUGCGUUUACGUUUGCGGAGGCGGCGGGCGCGGGCGCGGGCGUGGGCGCGGGCGCAAACGCGCGGAGCGAGGCAGAGACGGCGCAGGACCUUGCGGCGCUGCUCGAGACGUACGAUGUCUACGCCUUUCCGAUUGUCAACCCCGACGGGUUUGUCUACACGCAGACGACGGACCGGCUGUGGCGCAAGAACCGGCAAGACAAUGCGAAUUCGACGCACGCGUCGUUGUCGCCGUCGUCAAACGACGCGGCCCGGUCCACGGCGCCCUGCAUCGGCCGCGACAUCAACCGCAACUGGCCCAUGGCGUGGUCCGUCGACGGCGGCGCGUCCGCCGACCCCUGCGCCCAAGACUACCGGGGCGGAGCGCAGGCCGAUGCGCCCGAGACGGCGGCCCUCUCGUCGUGGCUGCGCGCCACGCACGCCGCGCAGUCCAUCCGCCUCUACAUGGACUACCACGCGUACGGCCAGCUGCUCAUGACGCCGUACGGCUACUCGUGCGAGCGCCAGCCGGCCAACGCGUCCGUGCUCGCCGACCUGGCCGCGGGCGCCUCCGACGCCAUCUACGGCGUGCACGGCGUCUACUUCCAGACGGGCGGCAUCUGCUCGAUGCUGUACAAGUCGACGGGCAACAGCGUCGACUACGUGCACGACGUGGUGGGCGUGCCGUACAGCUUCACGUCGGAGCUGCGGGACAUGGGCCAGACGGGGUUUGUGCUGCCGCCCGCCCAGAUCCAGCCAAGCUGUGAAGAAGCAUUCGCGGGCGUGGUCUACUUGUUGAAGCACAUUUGA